CGGAAAUGUUCGAACAUUUCAAAUUUUUGGGCAUUCCCUAAAAUAAUACUAAUGAAAAAUUUGAUGGACAAAAAUGAGAUUAAAGUUAUUAUAGUUAGGAGUCGAAGGAAGGGGAAAAGGAAAAGGAAAGGAGUCGAAGGGAAAAGGAAAGAAGCCGAGCUUGAUGAUGAAGGUGAGAGAAUAUAACAGACGAAGGUGAGAAUGAAUUUGGGUUGCUCUGCGUUUGAAUUUCUAUCUUAGUCUUGUUGAAGGUGAGAGAAUAUAACAGACGAAGGUGAGAAUGAAUUUGGGUUGCUCUGCGUUUGAAUUUCUAUCUUAGUCUUGUCAAACUUCUUGGAGCCGACGGCCGGAUUGAAAACAAAUUGAGGUUGCUGAAGUUGGUACUCCUUUACACUUCUUCCAGUUUAUGCAGUUUGAAUUUUGAGCAGGCAUGAGUCUACUUUUUUCUCGUCUAGUAGAAUGGGAGGACAUUGCAAAGUCAAGCAGUGUAAGAGACUCUCAUAAUUAUGCCACUCGUCUCCUGGAACUAUGAGACUGUAGACACGUAUUACAGGCAGUGCAGCAGUACUUGUUAUGUUGGAAAUGUACCAGUUCCUCUUCUCUGCAUUAAUGUGAUGGACGGUCCAGUGCCAACGCGGAAAAUUGGAGUUGAAAAUAUUAUUGAUGUCUUAGAAAACAAGAGGAAUACAAUGGAGGCCAGCUCGAGAGGGCCCCUAUCUCUCCCAGAUCUCAAUUUUCCCCAAAAUCCAACCAUGCCUCUCCCUCUUCUAAUCCUACUAUUUAUUCUUUCCCAAAGAGGCUUCUCCUCAAUCUAACUAAUUAUAUGGCCCGGCCCACUUCCUUAUUACAGCUUAUUAAAAUAUUCAGUAUUAUUUAUAUUAGUUCUCUUGCCAUAAGCUCAGGUUUGUAUCAAGAUCAUGCAGUUUCUUCUAAACCAGAUUGAACCCACUAUUAUUACGGUUGCUGCACUGGAACCAACUAUGCUCCGUUAUCACCACCUCUCCAAGACUCCAAUGGGGAAAAAUAAUUAUUUUCUAUCUCCUCGUCUGGAUGCAUUUGUCUCAAGUGACGGUGAUUCUGUAGAGUAUGAUAGUGAUCGCUUCCAUCUAGAGAUCGAGGAGAGCGACUCAUCUUACAAUGAGGUGUGUUUCUAUCCUUUUUCCAAGAAAAGCGCUUCUGUCCGUGUGUGGAUUCCUAGAAGCCUUUUAUGCAGGGUGGGAGUUGCAAUAUCGAUUUUAGUAUUUUUAGACACAUCACUAAAUCAACUAUGUCAACUAUUUAUCAUCCUCUCAUGACACUAUCAGCAGAAGUGGGAAAAUGCAACAUGAUGAGUUUUGUUUUUCCAUCUCAUAAUUUUUGCAUUGGAUAUGUUUUUAACUAGUUUUAGACGACUAUUUGACUGUUUAAAUUUCAUUAUGCAUCCUACCACAAGUAGGUUGAGUUAAUGGGCUGGUCUUGGUGAUGAUCACUAAAUCUGGAAAGCUUAGGGCUCUUGACUUUUGUUUCACAGUUUUUAUAGCUUUUGGUUUGUCAUUUUUUCUGUUUCUGUUUUGAGUUUUUUCUUCCAGUUUUGUAGUUUCCCAGUUCUUUUUGAU
Messenger RNA from Cuscuta epithymum, 1595 nucleotides. NCBI's taxonomy places the organism in Eukaryota, Viridiplantae, Streptophyta, Magnoliopsida, Solanales, Convolvulaceae. The record is from the annotation of a GenBank genome assembly.